Messenger RNA from Morus notabilis, 1142 nucleotides. RefSeq names its product 1-aminocyclopropane-1-carboxylate oxidase homolog 11. The record is from RefSeq and is a predicted model, not a curated record. The coding region runs from base 24 to 1142 and encodes 372 amino acids. The transcript has 3 exons. Lineage: Eukaryota; Viridiplantae; Streptophyta; Magnoliopsida; Rosales; Moraceae.
CAUCAUCAUAAGAUAAUUUUUAGAUGGAAGUUGUUGAUGGGAAGAGCAGUUCCUUAGAUUAUGAAGGUCGGGCAAAAGAAGUGGAGGAGUUCAGUAAAACAAAAGCCGGAGUAAAAGGACUCGUUGACUCCGGCGUAGCAAAGAUUCCAAGAUUCUUCGUCCUUCCGCCGGAGAUCUUACACAAAGCAUCGACCAAAUCUACUACAGACGGUGUUGGUUAUCAACUUCAGGUUCCGGUGAUCGACCUCGAAGGCUGCACGGACCACCGCCGAGCGGAGAUCGUCGGUGACAUACGUUGCGCUGCAGAGAAAUGGGGUUUCUUUCAGAUGGUGAACCAUGGGGUUCCCAAGACCGUUAUGGAGGAUUUGAGGGAGAGUAUUAGACGAUUCCAUGAGCAACCCAAUGAGGAGAAGACCAAGUGGUAUUCCCAAGAUGUGUGGAAACGAAUUAGGUAUUACAGUUAUGGAUACCUUCACACAUCUGCGCCCGCAAAUUGGAGGGAUUCACUGGCUUGCAAUUUUCAAGACCAUCCAAUAGACUUGGAAGCACUACCUCAAGCGUGCAGAGGGGAAAUAAUUGAGUACAUGAAAUGCGUGGUAAGACUCAAGGAGACACUAUGUGAAUUACUAUCUGAGGCUCUGGGGCUAAGAAGUGUCUACCUAGCCAGCUUAAAUUGCAUGAAAUCUCGGUAUUUAAUAUCCCACUAUUACCCAGUUUGCCCUGAGCCUGAACUGACUUUGGGUGUAACCAAUCACUCGGAUCCAUAUUUCUUGACCGUAUUGUUGCAAGACAAUGUGGGCGGUCUACAAGUCCUUCACCAAAAUCAGUGGGUUGAUGUCCCUUAUUUGGAUGGUGCGCUGGUAGCUAACAUUGGCGACUUGUUGCAGAUAAUAACCAACGACAGAUUCAGGAGCGUGGAGCAUCGUGUGUUGGCAGGGCGUGUUGGGCCUCGAGUAUCAGCUGCAUGCUUCUUCUAUCCCAGCACGGCCAAUAGUUUAGAGCCCUAUGGACCAAUAAAGGAACUCCUCACUGAGGAUAACCCCCCAUUGUAUAGGGAAGUUCACUAUAAAGAAUACGUCACUCUUUAUGUGUCAAAGGGUCUAGAUGGUCAAUCAGCCAUCCCUAGUUUUAAGCUGCAAUAA